UGACGAUGAGAAUACAAAAAUCAUAAAAAUAUGUAAGCCCAUGAAUUACAUUUUCCUUUCUCCAUCUUUAUAGCAGUUAAAACAAACUUUCAGUCAGACGUGACAUGGCUUAUCCUUGACCCUGCAUCACACCCGGUAUUCAGAGUAAUAAAUCGGCUCUUUAGCGAUGUUAUCUCCACAAUGACAAGUUCAAUGAUAGCCGUCCAACACCAUUACGUAUGCAAAGUGCGCGUGCUGCCUGCCCGUCUUCCAUAUCAAACACCUAGCCCCUCGCUUCCACCUCUCGCUCACACGCUGACAAUCUGCCACAAGAAGGAAUGCGACAAACUAACUGGAUCACAACUGCCCGAAUCAGGGUACGGUGUCACAAACAACAGAAAAGGCGUUCCGGAUACUACAAUCCAAAACGACUGACGAAUACACAACUGUCUUCAAACAUAAGACUUUUUAGAAUGAGAACGUUGAGGAGGAUUCAUAUCAAAUAGCUUUCCCUUACACUUAGAUCCUGGUCCCUCCAAAAGAUCGUAAGUCCCCGUUUGGCUCAUUGACGACAAGACGAUGCGUACCGGAACCGCAAACGACGUGCUGAAUUUGAAAUGGCUGUAUAAAAAGCGCGGAGUCCCUGUCGAAAUCAUCACACACUCACUAGCCUUCCAACGGUAAACACCAGGAGCACAGAACAAGAUGGUGUCUCACAGAGCGAUGUUCCUCGUGGCCUUGGCGCUGUUCGGAGGUGCGCUGGCCCAGCCUGCCAAGCAAGGCUUCUGGAAGGGAACACCCAUGGAUGGACUCGUCGAGGAGAUGAGAUCCGGCUGCGCCGAAGGAUCCGAUCCCACCGCCUGCAUAAAAUUCAAGGUCAUGUCCUUGUUGGAUACCAUCUUCAAGAAGGACACUUUCCAGAUCUCCGAAGCCGUAGAAGUGACCAAGAAUGGAGCCGGCAAUGAUGUCACUGGCCGUUCCAACGGGGACUUCUUCGACAACGUUGAGAACUUCAUCCAAUCCCACGACGUGACCUUCCAGCUGCCCAUCGCCGACACCAAGAUCACCGUUAGCCCCAGGAACCUUGACCAGGACGAGAUGAGCGUGAACAUUAAGUUCAACAAGGAGGGCGCCCGCUCCGUUGGCGAGGCCCGCAAAGCCAAGCUCAAGAAGAUCAUCGUGCCUAUUCUGGUGUUCGUGCUCCUCAAGGCCAUGACCCUCAUCCCUCUGGCCAUUGGUGUGCUCGGUCUGAAGGCCUGGAACGCUCUGCAGCUGUCUUUCUUCUCUUUCGUCGUCUCCGUGGCUCUCGCCAUCUUCCAGCUUUGCAAGAAGUUUACCCAGAUCGCCGCGGACAACACGCACCCCCAGAUCGCGGCCCAUGGACCUUGGGAUGCCGCCUACGCCGCCCGCCAGAGGAGGGAUGCCGUUGAACCCCAGGAACUCGCUCAAGAACUCGCCUACAACGCUUACCAUUAAACGUCUACUCGAACCCGGACUGAAUUCGAACGACCCAAGCCUCAA
Cydia strobilella is the source of this 1500-nucleotide messenger RNA. RefSeq lists its product as uncharacterized. The coding region runs from base 685 to 1455 and encodes 256 amino acids. The record is from RefSeq and is a predicted model, not a curated record. Lineage: Eukaryota; Metazoa; Arthropoda; Insecta; Lepidoptera; Tortricidae. Gene Ontology annotation, cellular component: membrane. The transcript is spliced from 3 exons.